GCUGUCUGCUAGCGGUCUUUGUUGAGACCGUCGCUGCAGCCACUUUCCACGAAUCAGCUGUGUGUUUGCUGAGGAUCACAGGACGCGUUUGCAAGCUUUUUUUUUUUCUUUCUUUCUCUCUUCGCUCGUCGUCAGACAUUGUGAACUUGAGUGAAGUUUGGUGCGUGACGUUAUUUCGCUCCGGAUGCGUGAAGCGACAGAAGUGAAGGGGAUCUCCUGUGUAUAUAAACAAAACGCACAGAGGCUAGCUGUUAAGGUGGCACGUCAAAGCCAGCUGGGUCCGUCUCUCUCCACAUUAGGGAACUUGCAGAAGACGAUGGAGGAGACGGCGCAUCGCUGUUAGGGAGUUGGAAACGCACUCCAAAAUAUAAAUACAUAUUAUUGCGCACGAACAUGAGCGGAGAGGGCAGCUUGUUGUCGGGAAGGCGGCCCAUGGCAAGCGAGAGAGGGGGUGAACUUCCCUGCUGCUGCCCCUGCUUCACGGAGGAGAAAGGAGCACCUGCGAGCCAGAAGGGCGACCUGCCACCCCCUCGUCACUUCUCCAGGUCCGACUAGAGAGGAAGAAAAAAACCCCGAGUUUGCAGAUCAUGGAGACGGUGGGAAAGUUCGAGUUCAGUCGGAAGGACUUGAUAGGACAUGGCGCAUUUGCUGUCGUGUUCAAAGGCAGGCACAGAGAGAAACAUGACUGGGAGGUGGCGGUGAAAUGCAUAAACAAGAAGAACCUCGCCAAAUCCCAGACAUUGUUGGGAAAAGAGAUCAAAAUACUCAAGGAACUUAAACAUGAGAACAUUGUUGCGCUGCUGGACUUUCAGGAAACGGCCAGCUCGGUGUACCUGGUCAUGGAGUACUGCAAUGGCGGGGACCUUGCUGACUAUUUACACUCUAAAGGCACACUGAGCGAGGACACCAUUCGGGUUUUCCUGCAGCAGAUUGCAGGGGCCAUGAGGGUCCUGCAGGCUAAAGGCAUCAUCCACCGGGACCUGAAACCACAGAACAUCCUGCUGUCCUACCCACCGGGGCGCAAGUCACACUCCAACAACACCUGCAUCAAGAUAGCGGACUUCGGCUUUGCCAGGUACCUCCAGAACAACAUGAUGGCAGCGACGCUCUGCGGGUCUCCCAUGUACAUGGCUCCUGAGGUCAUUAUGUCGCAGAACUACGACGCCAAGGCUGACUUGUGGAGCAUAGGAACCAUUGUGUUCCAGUGUCUGACUGGGAAGGCGCCGUUUCAGGCCAGCAGCCCCCAGGACCUCCGGCUGUUCUAUGAAAAAAAUAAGACUCUCAGCCCCAACAUCCCCAGAGAGACCUCAUGUCACCUGAGACACCUGCUGCAGGGUCUGCUGCAGCGCAACCACAAGGACCGCAUGGACUUCGAUGAGUUUUUUUGUCAUCCUUUCCUGGAGGCCAGCGCGUCCACGAAGAAAACAACUCCUACUGUGACCAUGACAUGCUUCCCCAGCUCUGCGUCGGCCAGCUCGUGUAGCAGCUCCUCCACCUCCCACCUUGCCUCCCCGCCGCAGUCUCUGGCCGAGGUUCAGCACCUGCGUGCCAAAGCUCUGCCCUCCCCUACCCAGGAGGCCACUGGCUUCCUCCUCAAGGACUCGUCCGGAGGAGGCGGCAGCAGCAAGAACUCCUCCUCCUGCGACACAGACGACUUUGUCAUGGUGCCCGCUCACUUCACCACAGCUGAGCUGACCUGUGAGAGUAAAAUGCUGCAGGACAGCCUGAUGAACAGUGGCUCUCUUCUGGUCUCCGCUGGUCUGUGUAGCCAAGCCAAAACUCCACCGCACUCGCCGUCCUACAGCGGCUCUCCAAGCCCAGUCAGGCCCAGUGAGUUCUCAGCGAGUAACUAUGGUGGUAACUAUGGUAACUAUGGCCAGUCUGUGCCUAUCCCGGUUCCCACUCAGGUCCAAAACUACCAGCGCAUGGAGCAGAACCUCCACUCUCCCAGACAGGAUGGCUCGCCGCGGCUGUCGACACCGGUGCGGCGCUGCAGCAGCGGAAGCUCGCUGGGUUUCGCUCGGCCGGGGCCGUCGCCGCCCUGCGUCCAGGGAGUGGCUGCCACCGCCCGCCGGCUGUCCCUGGGAGGAGCCCGACCCUUCCAGCUCUCGCCACAAGCUCUCCAGUACACCGACACACGGCUGACGUCCCAGCAGCAGCCACAGGUGACGGGACUGGGCACGCGGCUCCACAGUGCCCCCUGCCUGUUGGAGUGCGCCAGUGGUGGCAGCAGACAGAAGAUCAGGAAGCAGCACUCGGACCCCGUGGUGGCCCCCCAGGCGGGCCCGAUGACUGUGCGUCCGCUACACUCCUCCCCCCGGCUCAGCGAGCUGAUGCAGCGCAGCCCUCUUCCCACCAUCCUGGGCUCUCCCUCCAGGACCAUUCCUCCGUUUGAGUUCCCCAAGCCUCCCAGCUCUCCGAACCUCGUGACCUUCCUGACACAGCAGGGUUUGGUCCUGGGUUCCCCCGGCAGCAGGACUGCCCCGCCCGAGCCCAGAGACACGGGACAAGCGGCGCCCGCGCAGGUCGGCCAGCCCGCUCACUGCAUCCACCGCCUGAACGACAACUCCAAGGCCUUCGGACGGUCUCAGAGUGCGGGGCGUCUGUCUGACAUGCUGCUGAUGGCUGCGUUCGGGGCAGGCGGUCCCAUGGGCGACCGCGGCAGCACGGAGAACCUGACCUCCGACAGAGCCAUAGACAUAACAGUGCCCCCUAGUGGUGGUGGAGGUGUGCUGCCUGGAUCCAGCAGCCCGGCGCAGGUGGUUUUCACCGUGGGCUCCCCUCCCAGCGCGAGCACUCCACCUCAUACCUCCCGACACAGGAAAUACUCAGGCUCCUCCAGCUCCAUCAGCCCAGCAGGCUCCUUCACGGGCCGCCAUCCUCAGACGGGCACCUACCUGGACGGCUUUGAGGCCUCAUCCAGUCCCCGCUACAGUUUCAUGGACCCCAUCACGGCCAAUAUGGGUGGUCCUGUAGCCUUCGAGGCUCCUGAGCUGCCUGAGGAGACCCUGAUGGAGCAGGAGCACACAGAGACUCUGCAGAACCUGCGCUUCACGUUGGAUUUCGCCCGCUGCCUGAUGGAGGUGGCCGGGGCCCGAGGGACUGGCGCUGCUGGGGAGCCGGCGGACGCCUCCCAUCCCUUCCUCCAGCAGCAGAGCCUGGUGGCGGACCAGAUAAGCUCGCUCAGCCGAGAGUGGAGUCAUGCAGAACAGCUAGUCCUGUACCUCAAGACUGCAGAGCUCUUGUCCACUGCCUUACACACAGCCAUGGAGCGAGUCAAACAGGGCAAACUCUACCCGUCUUCUACCGUCAAACAGGUCGUGCGGCGGCUGAACGAGCUGUACAAGUCGAGCGUGGCGUCCUGCCGCUCCCUCAGCGCCCGGCUGGAGCACUUCUUCUCCCGGAAGCAUCGUCUAAUGGACCACAUCACCUCCAUCACCGCCGAGAGGCUGCUCUUCAGCCACACCGUGCAGAUGGUUCAGGCUGCUGCGCUGGACGAGAUGUUCCACCAGGGGGAGUCGUCGGUGGUGCGUUACCAUAAAGCGCUCCUGCUGAUGGAAGGCCUGUCGCUGCUGCUCACCGAGCAGGACGACAUCCUCAGUGUGAGCAAAUGCAAGGAGUGCAUCGAGCGUCGCCUCACUGCUCUGCAGUCAGGACUGUGUGUUUGAGGGUCCUACUCUGCAGCUUAAAAUGUUGCUUUGAUGUCAGUAAUUUGCACCCUAAGGAACCACACCUCCACCCCUCAACCCAGUAAGGAUUUCCAGCAUACAGUGCUUUGAUUUUCAUUUAGACACCCGUCACCCUGCAGGGUGUGUGCUCUCUGAAGGGUCUGCCGUGUGUGUGUGGGCUUUUGGACGUGGACAGUGGGCUUUGACACUUAACAUGGACCAGUGCUGGAUGUGAGAUAUUUAUGUUGUGAAAGACUGACUGCAUUUUCUGUGAGAAGACCCCGCCCGUGGCACUGAGGAGGGCAUUUUUCGCCAAGGAGUUUUGUGUAGAUUCUCUUCACUACCGGCAAUGCAUCCAGGAGCAAUCAUAGCCAAGUAAUCAACGCAUAGCAUUUAAAAAUGGACCAAUAUAGAUGCUAAGGAUUCAUAAUUGGUAUCCGUGCAGAUAAAAUGUUACCCCUCACUAAGAUCAGUAGCUGGUGAGAAAGUAUCUACUGUACCCCCACAUAAGGAAGGGUGCUGAUGGUUUGGAUUUGUCCGAUAUCAUUCUGAGCGUGUGUGUGUGUCCUGUACCGCGUGUUUACUUCUCCAUAUUCAAUUUAAUGUCAUUUGUUUUGUGUAAGGGGAAGCAUCCAUAGGACUGCUAGGUGACCGCUAGUGCACACAAGCACUGAUUUAAAAACAAAAAAAAAUCUGUGGCCAAAAGUGACUAAACAAUUAUUAUUAUUAUUUUUAUUUUAAACGUUUCGGUUUUGUUGAUAUAUUUUCAUUUGAUUUCAUUCAAGUUAUGUAAAGGUGCUGUUGUGGAAGCGAUUCCCUUCAUGCAUCCCACUUUCUGACACUUUAUUUGUGACACUUUUGCCAUAUCAAAUACCAUGUCCCCUUUUUGGAACAGGACUGUUGUGUCAGGAGUGUGUGGCAGACUCUGCUGCGCUGUCUCUAACAUGAUGUGUAUUAUUAUUAACUAGGAGGUAAGUUACUGGGGCAAUAAGCGAUUCUCUUUAAAAAAUUACGUUUCUUAUUUGCAACCCAGACAACACAUUUCUUGAAAUUAAGUAUCCAUCAGCUUGGGUGAUGGAUAUGGAAGAUAUGAAAUCAUAUCAGUUGUCCCAAUUUUAUUCGACACACCAAAAUAAGCCACAAGAAAAGCGAGACUAAAGAAAUAUGGGUAACCAAAAAUGAUUCAUUGUUACCCGUCCAGCAGAUAAUCAACUUUGAUGUCACUUUAUAGCCCUUUUCAUGAGACUUAAGGGCAGCACCAGUAUUCCUGCUUUCCUGCUGAGACUUAAAUGAAUUUUUAAAAUUUUUUUUAUCUUUUUUAUGCUUUUUUGUAUAUUGGUUUCAGACUGUCCCAUUCUUUCUGCUGGUAAGAUGCAACAGUGAUCCUCCAGUCUCGAUCUUCUGUAUUAUGUGUCUCCCAAUACAGCAGAGAACUCUCUAGCAAGGCAACAUUUCCCUCAACAAAGUCCAAAAAAGAGAUUAACAUAAGCAGGUGCAGCUGUGAUACACACACCUGUAGUUCAUCCACAUAGAACGGACAGGUAGUGGCAGUAAAACCUCAGUGAGACUGAAAACACGUGUUAUGUAGAGUAAAAUAUCUUAUUCUCAAACUAUUUUUAGUCAUCAUCUCAUGUGAGUGGAUAUUAUUUAAAAUAUUUUCAUGAGAGCAUAAAUAAUCACUUUGUUUCAUUUUUUUACUUUUUGGUCAAAAAAAAAAAAAAAAAUCACUGAUUGCACCUUUAACCAGUAACAGUCAGGAACGUUUGACCAAAGUUUUGUGGAGCUGGAGAAGCGCAGAGUCGAGCUUUCGCCUCAAAAGGCUUCAAACGGAAACGGUCUGUCGGUUUCAGCGAUCGCCACCAUGUCGCCAGGUUUCCAGGAAACACUCUGCUGCAGUCGAAGCCGAGUUGUAUUCUUCAGAUCUUUAUAUAUAGUAGCCUUUUUUUCUUUUUCUUUUUUUUUUUAUUUCCAGCCCAUCAGUGAUGCUGUCGAGUAGCAGGAAGCAUCAGCUUUGAAUGUAGGGCUGUGUGCGAGGAGCAGCCUAAAGGUUAGGCACCUAGCAGCGAGUCUGAUCCCAGAGCUAACGCCUGAAUCCAGGUUACUGCACUGUUGAAGUACUGUAGAGAACCAUCUUGAAUGGAACAUGCUGACCAUGUCCAUGUUUUUGUAGAUAUUUAGACAUAUUAGCCUAUUUAGAAUUUUUUUUUUUUUUUUUUUUUUAAUUUUUACUUCCAUAACUAUUGUGCAGUUUUAGAAUCAAGACCAAGAGGAGAUGUGUGGUUGGUGUGUGUGAGUGCUGACAAAUAAAUGGUAUAAGCUAUAAAAGCCUUGAAAGGUGGAAAAAAAAAAAUUGUACACUGAAAAAACAAACAAACAUAGAAGAAAAAAAAAAAAAAAAAACGUUGUACUGACUGUGUUGUGUUGAAUUUCAGAGUAGCCAGUGGAUACAUGAUGAUUGUGUUGGAUUUUGAACAGCGACUUGCUUGUGCUGAUUUGGAGUGAUGGUUGAAAAUAUUUGUUUUUGUUUGUUUGUUUUUUUUCUUGCUUGAGUUAUUUAUGUAUUGUAGAUAUUGACCCUCCCAGAAAGGAUGCCAUGGCUCCCUCCCACCCCUGGAGCUUUGACUUCAGCCCUACAUUGUGGACCAGAGGACAGGGUCAGCUUCUUCUCGGGCUUGUACAGUGUGCAUGUGUGGACCAGUGUUGUUUGUGUGAGGUCACCGACGGACAGUGCAAUUUUUUUUUUUUCAUUCAAUGCACAGAAUUAAAGGAACUGCUGUGUAACAAGGUGUGAAAAUCCGAUUUUUGUCAGCAGUCUACCUUGCACGGGGUCAGAUUUUUUUUUUUUUUUUUUUUUUAAACCAAAAACAUUCGCUGAAAUCAAGGGUCACUCUGGUGUGUAUGACAGAGUAUUAGGGCCAUUGUGUGAGGAAAAUAUGAAAAAUAGUUAAAUAUAUAUGAUUAUGAAGCGAGUUGAGUGGGAAUAUUCUGAGAAACAAACUCAGAUAUUCUCUGAGAUUCAAGUCGUAAAUUUACAAGAAAAAACCUCAGCAAAUUCUCUGAGAUUCAAGUGGCAAAUUUACAAGAAAAAAACUGCAGAAAUUCCUUGAGAUUUAAGUCGUGAAUUCAUGAGAAAAAACUUCGAAAUUAGUAUGUUUUCUCCUGAAGAGGCCCAAGUCAUGGUAAUGUGUCUUCAAAGUUCUUGAUUCUUAUGAUGAUAUUGUGAUUCUGGGAUAAAAUCACCGGGAUUUCAUUGUUACUAAACCAGUUUGCAAAGUAUAAUUUGAUGAGGUCAUCGAUUGUAGGCGUGAUAAACAGCAAAGUGAAGCGGGGAGAAAAAGUAAAAGAAAAACUAUUUUUCCAAGUUUUUUUCUCAUAAAUGCACAACAUAAAUCUCAGAGUAUUUUUUUUCUUGCAAAUUUGUGUCUUUAUAACACCUUCUUUCAUAAAUUUCUGAGUCUUUCGCCGUAAAUUUACCACUUUAAUCUCAGAAUAUCCUUUAAUCUUAAAGAGAAUACCUCCCCUGGCUCCGUAAUCCCACCCCCCAAUGGCCCUGAUACUCUGUCAUAGCAGUGAGCUGUGGCCCAAGUUCGUCUUUCUUGUCUCUGAGGUGUGCAUUCAUCCUUUUCCACCAUAAUACGAGGCAGUAGCAUAUUGAGCCCAUCCUCUGCCUCUUUAACCAAGUUGAGAGGGUGAGUGCAUAUUUCCGAGUCAGAUUGAUCGAUAUAUUGUCGAGGCAGAAGAUAAUCCCAACCGAAGCCGCCGGUAUCGUAGCAUCGUAGGAAGCAACAGAACUGAGGAAAGGCAAAAGGUUUGAAUCUGUGUUUGUUCGCUUUAGGGGGUGCUUCGUGGCCUUUUUUCUUCCCAUCAGAGAGACAGAGAUAUGCUGAAAAUCUGUUUAGAUGUUGCUUCACGUGGUGUGCUCUGUGUGUAUCUGAUCGUGUGUACAUUCCUAGUAUCAGCUGAUCACCGUGCCCUCUCUCUCCUGUAUGCACUGAUCAUUCAGGAUAAAGCAGGAACGCCUCAAGAGAGGCAGGUAGCAGCAAAGCGAUCUCUCAUCUCUUUUACGCUGAUACAUGCAACACUAUUUUCUUAUUUUUUUACUGUUCCCUUACAAUCAUCACUAUGAUCAUUACGUGAAAAAGAUGGUUAUGGUGGGUAGGAGGUAAAAGCACCAUGAGGAAAUUUUCAGUAACAGAGGAAAAAUGUUCUGUAUCUGAGCCUGACCUCUGACCUGUGGGUGGAGGGAGGCAAGUGAAAUAUUUUCUACUUUUAGGUCAGUGUUGGACCACAUCGAAAAGAUAUUGCAGUGUAACCAAUGUGCUGUGUGCACUCCCACAGUAGAUCUGUCAUUCAUUUUGAUUUUGAUUUUGUUUUGUUUGAAUUCCUGAAUAUUUUAAUUCUGUGUUUUUCACCUAUCUCUGUAUCACUUGUAAAUAUUGUAAAUUAAGUUAUUGCUCUUACUGUAUAUAUAUACAUAUAUAUAUAUGACACUGCAAGCAUGGAGAGAGUAUUCCCAUACCACAUUACACCUUUCCAAAGAAUAGGCCUUCUGCUGAUCUUCCGUACUAUCUGUUACUAUCGCGAAAGGCACUCUGAUGGCGCCCCCCGUGUAUGAAAGACACACUAUCAUCCAUGUAACCUUUUACUGUUUGAGAGUUGCAACAUGAAUAAAAAUGAAUCAAAGUUA
This is a messenger RNA of Myripristis murdjan (pinecone soldierfish), 8355 nucleotides long. RefSeq names its product unc-51 like autophagy activating kinase 1 (gene ulk1b). The record is from RefSeq and is a predicted model, not a curated record. Gene Ontology annotation, biological process: reticulophagy; piecemeal microautophagy of the nucleus; autophagosome assembly. The transcript is spliced from 27 exons. NCBI's taxonomy places the organism in Eukaryota, Metazoa, Chordata, Actinopteri, Holocentriformes, Holocentridae. Gene Ontology annotation, molecular function: protein serine/threonine kinase activity; ATP binding. Bases 588 to 3668 code for a protein of 1026 amino acids. Gene Ontology annotation, cellular component: phagophore assembly site membrane; phagophore assembly site; cytoplasm.